Ostrinia nubilalis (European corn borer) is the source of this 1063-nucleotide messenger RNA. RefSeq lists its product as uncharacterized. NCBI's taxonomy places the organism in Eukaryota, Metazoa, Arthropoda, Insecta, Lepidoptera, Crambidae. The record is from RefSeq and is a predicted model, not a curated record. The transcript has 2 exons. The coding region runs from base 206 to 1063 and encodes 285 amino acids.
CGCGUGUUUACGAAAUAUCGCAUGUCAUAUUGGAUGACGAAACAAACUUGGGACUGUUUGUUUUAGGAGGCCUUAAUUUUCUAUUUGUCGCAGAUCUGAUUAAAAAAUUUACUGCGAACAAGGUCGAGUUAAACGCUGAAAUAGAAUGUGUGAAAAAAGUAGUUAAACCAAAGGCAAUCAUCAUUAAGUGGCCCGUAAUAAUGUAAUGGCCAGCAGGACUGUGAGAAAGAUUAAACGAGGGAAAGGAAAAGAAACAGCUAACUCUGAAGGAAACCUUCCUACAAUAGUUGUUACUCCUCCCCCCGAUAUGAAGGUCAAGGCGCCUAAGAAAUUGGAGGAGAAAAAUUCCAACAGGAAUUCGGCGCUGAUAGAGACGGCGCUACCGCAACUUGCUUCGACGUCACAGAAUAACCAAGCAGAAAAUAAAAUGGCGGAUUUCAGUGUCAAUCAAUUGAUAGCAGAGCUAUCAGAGAACUCUCGUGCUUCUAAAGGAGAAAUAGAGAACAUACAAAGAAGACUACUGCAACAAGCGAAUGAAAUUUUAAAGGUGAAUGCUUUUGCCAAUAAUACCAAUGCUAGCAACCAACCAGUUCCUGAGCCUCGAGUGAUAGACAGCACUCAAAAAUACAGCAGCACCAGACCAGUCUACGGUCGAAUACCAAUCGUGAUGCCUAGAAAUCCAGUGGCGCAAGUUCCAAACGGGCCAGACCGAGGCAAGGUGGACGUUUCGCGCCAAGCCCUGACUAAUGCUAACAUGGCCGCUCCGAAGGCCGAUGUCGCGAGAGCGGACAAUCAACUUAACGACACCCAACUAGUCCCCGAGAAGCUACAAGAAAUUUCCGUGCCAUUCCCCGUGGAUAAUGCCGGUGCAAUGAUAAAUAGCGACCAGGGAAAUAUGCAAAGGGUCGGCACGUCGGCGUUGGACGCGGGAAGAGGCAUUUUUUUCUACGAAACGGGUUCUGCGCAGCGCGCCGCGGCCAGUGCGCGCGCCGCUCCGGCAAGAGGUGAAUGUCUUGCUCCGUCAAAUUCAAAAUACAUUCCAAUUCUGAACGCGCCCAAUUAG